Molecule: messenger RNA, 622 nt
Organism: Osmerus eperlanus (European smelt)
Lineage: Eukaryota; Metazoa; Chordata; Actinopteri; Osmeriformes; Osmeridae
Product: complement C1q-like protein 2
Exons: 2
Coding region: 1-426 (141 amino acids)
Molecular function (GO): protein binding
Source: RefSeq, a predicted model, not a curated record
AUGUUAUUAACAGGCAGACCAAAGGUGGCAUUCUACACGGCUCUAACUGAUUCAGGACAUGUUGGGCCCUUCAACACUGAAACAUCACUGGUCUAUAGCAAAGUCUUCACCAACAUAGGCAACGCCUACAGCCCAGUAACAGGUGUGUUCACAGCACCAGUGAAAGGAGUGUACUACUUCAGGUUUACUGCCAUGGACAUCCGUCGUUCUUUAGGCAUGGGAGUUGCCAUGUACAAGAACGACCUCCUGAUCAUGGCCAACAGUGCCCACAAUAGCCACGGUCAUGCGAAAUUUUUGGCAAAUGCUGUCACUCUGGAGCUGGAGCAGGGAGAUAUGAUCAAGAUGCGUCUUCCACCAACCUACGGCCUGUGGGAUCAUCCACACAACUAUAACACCUUCAGUGGUUUCCUUCUCUUCCCCAUGUAAAACACUCUGCCCAGGCUCAUGAUCCAGAGUUUUAUAAAGGUGACAUUCCUCCCUUGACCCCUGUAUUAAUUUAAGAGAAAAGGUGAGACUGGUGGAGAGAUGAUAUGGUGAUAAAUGUGUUGGGCUGUCAGCAUUGUUGACAUGUUUAUCUGGAGCAAAGAGGAAGAUUUAUAAAUUAUGUUUGAUAACCACAAUA